Messenger RNA from Salpingoeca rosetta, 1692 nucleotides. RefSeq lists its product as uncharacterized. The coding region runs from base 1 to 1692 and encodes 563 amino acids. NCBI's taxonomy places the organism in Eukaryota, Choanoflagellata, Craspedida, Salpingoecidae. The record is from RefSeq and is a predicted model, not a curated record. Gene Ontology annotation, molecular function: protein binding. The transcript is spliced from 2 exons.
AUGAGCGGCAGUAGCGAGGCCGUGCUCGGCGCGGAGAGCGAAGAGCUCGAGUCGCAGCUGUUGGAGCUGGAGCGGCGGGUGGCGUCACGGCAGCAUGGCACGGUCAAGGAGAUGGCGGAGACGGUGGGCGCGAUGAGGCGCGUGUUGACGUCCGCCCGCACAGCACUGUCGUCGCAGCGGCAGGCCAUUGCCUCGUGGAAGAAGCGCGCAGAGCACUCGGAGCAUCUGGUGGUGGCGCUCAAGGCGCACGUGCGCCGCUUGCAGCAGGAGAACGCCAACCUGCAAGGGCUGGUGGACAACCUGUCUGGCGGCGAUGACAACAAGGGUGGUGGCCUUUCGCGCCGUAGCAGCGUCGCCAGCACCGCCGCACCAACAACGGCGCCGCCCUCACCGCGCCCAGUGGCGGGCCGCGCCGCUGUCGACCAAGCAGCCCUAGAAGAGGCGGAGGCAGAGGCGGCUCGGCUGCGGCGGGAAGUUGCACACCUCAAGGCGCGGAUGGCUGAUCAGCAGCACCAGUACCAACAGCAGCAGCAGCAGAACCAGGGAGCCCCGAUCUUCCUUGGUGGCACCCCUGUUGCAGGCAAGGAACACGGCCCCGCCACAAGCAAAGGUCUUGAUCGCGCUGACGUGUGGAUGACGCCGGCCCACAAACGGGAAGAGCAGGAGCGCGUCAACAGGGUGCUGCGGCGCGUGCUUGACCAGCGCGACGAGGCCCUGCAGCUGUUGGAGUCCGCAGGCAUUGCCACUGAUGGCAUCAUGGGUGGUGCUGGCGGUCGUGGCGGUCGCGGCCACAAGGGCAAGGGCGCCUCAUCCUCCGCUCAACGCAUUGCGCGGGAGAAAGCGAAAGAAGCCCGCCGGCUGCGGCACAUGGUGGCCCAGCAGCAAGAGGCCAUCUUCAUGCUUGAGGAGCAGCUCCAAGACGCGUUGACCGCAGCGUGGCAGCACCAGCAUGGCGUUGGUGGCCUCGGUGGCGCCGGUCGUGUCGGCAGUGCCGUGGAUCCAUUCCAGCAGCGGCGCGGCCGGUCCAUCACCUCCAUCUACCAGUGGGCUGCUCGCAACGCAUCGCAGCGCAGCACGCAGUACAGCUCCCGCGCCACCCUAGUGCCGCGUGCGAUUGUCGCCACGCCAGACGUCGAGGCCUCAGCCGUGCUGCUCAAGGGCAAGCAGCUUGAGGUCGACCUCCUUCGCGCCAUAUGCACAGGCCUGCGGGACGCGGUGCAGGAUGCGCUCGCCAUCAUGGCAAGAGACAGCAGCAACCCGGUGUACGUGCGGCUGCAGCAGGCCAUGGCGGAGUACCAGAGCCCCGAUCUGGAAGGUGCGCCAUAUGGAUGGGAGCGACGCCGCACAGACGCAGGCCUCGAGUUCUACGUGGACCGCACGCACCAGGUCACGCUCUGGUGGCACCCGUUGCUGGAGGUGGAGGUGGGCGGUGCGGACGUGUAUGCGCCAUACGACGCGCCGCACACGGCGGCGCUGGUGGAUGCAGUGCCGCCUGAUGGUGAUGGUGAUGGUGAUGGCGGGAAACACAUUGUGGUGCACUGGGACGGGGCCAACGUCAAGCAGCCUGACAGCGGCAUGCACGGCCGCGGCAGGAGCGGGUCGCGCCACACGCACACACAGGAGGAGAGCACACGCCGAACCAACAGCGGCAGGGCAAAGAAUAAGAAGCAGACAAACAGCAGCAGCAAAUGA